CUAACACAGGAUCCUGGAGCAAAGCAGCAACACACCCUGGGAGGUAGGCUAUCAAAAGUUACCAGACGCGUGUGUUCGUUUUCACACCAAACAAACAGCAGGAGAAGCUGGGAGUCCUGUUUACACUCACUGGAGACAUCUCUGAAGAACAAUGAACUGGUUGUAAUCGUUGUAAUGGCAACCCUGCCGGAGGGAGACAGGGCAGACCUGUUGAAGCGGGGAGUUACUGACGCCAACUCACAUAUCCAUGAUCUGUUUCAUGAAGAUGCACAGGGCUUGCAGCUGUCCAGCCAGCCCUGGUGGAGGAUCAAGCUGUUUGUGUGGGAGCCAGUGCUCUUCGGUACCUGGGAUGGAGUAUUUACCACCUGCAUGAUCAACAUCUUUGGUGUGGUACUUUUCCUACGUACCGGCUUCCUUGUGGGGAACACAGGCGUGCUGCUCGGGAUGUUCCAGGUCUCCAUGGUCGUGCUGUUUGCCUUAGUGGUGGUGAUGUCGGGGAUCGGAGUGUGUGAGCACUGCGGUGUUGGCAGUGGAGGAGUCUACUCCAUGAUCUCCACUGUCCUGGGUGGCCGGGUCGGGGGCACAGUGGGCCUCCUCUACGUCUUUGGACAGUGCGUAGCUGGAGCCAUGUACAUCACAGGUUUCUCCGAGUCAGUGGCGGAGCUGCUGGGUCUGCAGAGUCAGUGGUUGGUGCGCGGCAUGUCAGCGGUAGUGCUGCUGGGUCUGCUGGGAAUCAACCUGGCCGGUGUCAAGUGGAUCGUUCGCCUCCAGCUGCUGCUGCUGGCCGUGCUGGCCGUCUCCACACUGGACUUUGUGAUCGGCACCUUCACGCACCUUGACCCAGAACAUGGUUUCAUUGGUUAUUCACCCUGGCUGCUCAGCAGCAACACAAUGCCAGACUAUACCUCAGGAGAAAGCUUCUUCACCGUGUUUGGGGUCUUCUUCCCUGCUGCUACAGGGGUCAUGGCAGGUUUCAACAUGAGCUCAGACCUUCAGCGGCCUGAACACAACAUCCCUGUGGGAACACUGGCAGCUGUCUUCACCUCGUGGUUCCUGUAUCUGGUCUUUGUCUUCCUUCUGGGGGCCAUCUGCACCAGAGAAGCUCUGCGCUAUGACUUCUUGAUAGCAGAAAAGGUCUCCUUGGUGGGCUUCCUCUUUCUGCUGGGCCUCUACAUCUCCUCCCUGGCUUCCUGCAUGGGCAGCUUGUAUGCAGCACCCAGGAUCCUCCAGUGCAUCGCCCAGGAGAGGGUCAUCCCCGCUCUGGCCUUCCUGGGAAGAGGGAAAGGCCCUAACAGGACUCCCGUGGCUGCUAUCUGUCUGACCAGUCUGCUCACCAUGGCCUUCAUUUUCAUCGGUCAGGUCAACGUGCUGGCUCCGAUCGUCUCCAUAACCUUCCUGCUCACCUACAGCUUCAUCGACUACUCCUACUUCAGUGUGGCCAUGACCUGCCAGCUUCAGAGUAAAGAGAAGAGGGAUACCAUUGCCCCCGCCAAAAGAUACGGGCGUGGGUCAACCAGGCAGAGCUCCAGGGCUCUGAUCGAGGAAUCUCUUCCGAGCUAUGGGAGUGGAGGGGAGAGUCCGCAGCGGAUGAAAGGCACUCUGCUGGAGUUUACCAAGGACAUGGACCAGAUAUUUCCCCCUGUGUCUAUUGUUGAUGCUGGAGCUGAGAAGACCUCCUCCAUGCAAGAGCUGAGCAGUAGAUGCAAAGGCAGAAAAGCUCCAGUCACUCCUAAGCAGAUGCUGAUGGACAGCUUUGGCUUGGACCUCAACAGGAAUAUCUUCCCUGAGGAGAACGUACAGGAGAUGAGUUCUGCUCCACGUGAGGAGGCUGGAGAAGACCCACAGGAGUCAGCUGGUGACCCUCCCCAUCACAGCCCAGGUGAUCAGCUCAUAGAGUUCAGUGUUAGUCUUGUGUGUUUUAAGCAACCUGACCCUAUAUUUAAUCUUUCAGUUGCCGGAGGUAAAGCGGAGCAGCAGAGCGUUGAAAUCAAACCCAUGCAGGAUUCGUUAUAUGUGAAAUUCUGCAACCACUGGGUCGCUCUAAUCGGGGCAUUGAGCUCCAUAUUGAUUAUGUUUGUUAUUCAAUGGGCUUAUGCCUUAGCAAACAUAGUCUUAGCCUUGCUGCUCUUCUUCUACAUCGGGAAAGUGAGUCCUGGACUACCUAUAGGUAUUGCAGCUCGAUUCAGCUUUUUCGUGUGGCUCAAGUCAUCGUUGAAAAGCAUUUGCAGGGGGAAAGGGUCCCCUCAGGAUGAGAUCGUAGUCACCCCCUCUCUGUCCGGGGUCGGGCUGAAAACCAAGCAGCUGACGGAGGAAAAUGCAGACUUUGCCUCUCGUCACCGAUACCACCAAUCGUCCUUCAUAAGAACCGAGACAAUGGUGCAACCACCAGCCCACUGACUGACUUAACUCUGCCUCUGUUUCAUGUCAUAGCUGUAAGCCUGAAACCACAUUUCCUGCCUCAAUCCGUGUGGGCCACAUGCAGCGUACGUACAUACAUGUUACAAAGGUGUCAUUAAAAUGAGUUCAUUCUGCAUGUGUA
Molecule: messenger RNA, 2539 nt
Organism: Notothenia coriiceps (black rockcod)
Lineage: Eukaryota; Metazoa; Chordata; Actinopteri; Perciformes; Nototheniidae
Gene: slc12a8
Product: solute carrier family 12 member 8
Exons: 13
Coding region: 175-2397 (740 amino acids)
Biological process (GO): cell volume homeostasis; potassium ion homeostasis; chloride ion homeostasis
Cellular component (GO): membrane
Molecular function (GO): potassium:chloride symporter activity
Source: RefSeq, a predicted model, not a curated record